AUGCGACUUACUUUCUUUCAUAUAACUUUCUUGCUCAGCUAUGCUGUGGCUCUCACCCGCCCUCGAUUUAUACUACCAAACCAUGCUAUCCAGCCUAUAUCCGACGAACCUCAACCGAACGAUGCCGAGCACAUGGCCAAUCGCCGACCUCAUUCUCCAUCGGUAGGAGAUGUAGAGAAGGACUUCCAGCAAUCCUUUACCAGUCCAUUUCAAGUCGUCGGCCAAUCUGGCGUUCCGGCAAUGGCUGCUGCUCUGAUGCCAAACGGCAACGUCGUAUUUGUGGACAAGGUUGAAAACUACACGCAGCUUGUACUAGACAACGGUCAGUAUGCGUAUUCGGCCGAGUACAACCUUACUACGAACACAGCACACGGUUUGGCUCUGAAUACGAAUGCUUUCUGCUCGGGUGGUUCAUUUCUCGCCGACGGCCGACUUGCGUCCAUAGGGGGCAACGGGCCUUUGCCGGAGAUUGACUCAACUGUUGGUGAUGGAUUUCAGGGGAUACGGUAUCUAGGGCGUGGAGUUUAUUAUGAUGAUUUGUACGAUAAUUGGUAUGAACCUGGUCACUUGUUAUCAACUCCUCGUUGGUACGCCAGUGUGCAGAUGUUGCAAGACAACAGACUGUUCGUCGCGUCUGGUAGCCUCAACGGGAUGGAUCCGAUGCAAAACGAAAAUAACAACCCGACGUUUGAGAUUCUCGAUGCAGAUGGUAUACCCGCCAACGAAAGUACGAUUCUACCUAUAUUGUCAAGCAAUCAGCCAUAUUACAUGUAUCCUUUCUUGCAUCUAUUGAAGAACGGACAACUUUUCAUCUUCGUUUCUCGAUCUGCGGAGAUAUACAACCCUGAUAGUCAGGAAACUAGCCUCCGACUGCCAAACCUACCAGGUACAUAUAGAACUUACCCGAACACGGGUGGAAGUGUACUUCUACCACUUUCGAAAGAGAACGAUUGGGAGCCAGAAAUCAUUAUUUGUGGCGGUGGAGCUUAUGCGGAUAUUGCAAGUCCCGCAGACCGAACCUGCGGGCGUAUUAUGCCACUGUCAGAAUCUGCUGAAUGGCACAUGGAAGAGAUGCCGGAGCCAAGGGUGAUGGUUGAAGGUCUCCUUCUUCCCGACGGGAAAGUACUCUGGUUGAACGGUGCUCGAAGGGGUGCUCAAGGUUUUGGCACAGCUCAAGAGCCAUGUUUUGGUGCGCUCAUCUACGAUCCUAAACAGCCUAGCGAAAGAAGGUGGAGUCAUGAAGGGACUUCCAACAUUCCCCGCCUAUAUCAUUCGGUUGCCCUUUUACUUUUAGAUGGCACCGUCAUGAUUGCUGGCUCAAACCCAGUGGAACAGCCUUUACUAGAGCCAGACUAUAGCAGCCCUGAGACCUCGUAUGUGACUGAAUUUCGAGUCGAGAUUUACACGCCGCCUUAUCUAUCAGGCGAAAACGCAUCGAGAAGACCUCAGGAUAUCAAAUUCUCGCAAACGAACCUUACUACUGAUGGCGAGUUUGUCAUUACCUUCACAAGUGCCACUAAUUCGACAGACCUGAAUAUUGCCCUCUAUCAUGGCGGUUUCGUCACACAUUCGCUACAUAUGGGCCAACGUCUAGUUUUUCUGGAGAAUGAAGGCUUUAGUCCGGGUCUUGAAGAGCAAGUCGUCAACGUCUCUAUGCCAGCAUCUUCGAGUAUUGCGCCUUCUGGUCCUUAUGUUAUCUAUGUUGUCUUAGACGGGGUGCCUGGACUGGGACAAUUUGUCUUGAUGAGCUGA
Messenger RNA from Talaromyces marneffei, 1752 nucleotides. RefSeq lists its product as uncharacterized. The coding region runs from base 1 to 1752 and encodes 583 amino acids. The transcript has a single exon. NCBI's taxonomy places the organism in Eukaryota, Fungi, Ascomycota, Eurotiomycetes, Eurotiales, Trichocomaceae. The record is from RefSeq and is a predicted model, not a curated record.